AUGAAAUUAACAUUAGUAUUAAUAAUAGGAUUGUUAUCAUGUUUAUUGGUAGUAAAAGGUGAAGAUCAAGAUUGGAAUUACUUUCAAGUAAGAGAUGAACAACUCAAUCAAUUUACAGAGCAAGUUGAAAAUGAAUGGUUAAAUCAAUAUGAAGAAAAUUUCCAAUUUGUAUCAGUCAACUGGAAGGAAAUCGUUGAACAUUUAAUUGCAGCUCAAAAGAAUCUAUUUGAACAUUUGGCCCAAGCUACCUCUAAAGGUAUUUCUGAUUAUUUGGGAGGUUUAGUUUCUGGUUUCCAAGAAAUUGCUAACCCAGGGAAGCAUGAAGCUUGUUUAGCUGAUAAAGAUCAUAUUAUAGGAGCUAUUUUCGGCUCAAACCCAAUCAAGGUAUCAGGAAAAGAUCAAGAGUCAUUUACUUUAUUCAAAAAGUUUGCAAACUUUUUGAAUCAUAUUGCAGAUGCCAUGGAUUCGUUGCCUGGUGAUACCAUUGCCAAUUGUCUCUUUAAAUGGGAAUCAAUGAAUCUCAGAGAAUGUGCCCAUCACAUUUCAACAGAACCAAAUUUGGCUCAAUACUUUGUUCACCAAGGAUUAAAGAUGGUUCAAAGUGUACCUGCCAUUUUAGUUCAAGUUCGUGAUAUGAAUAUCCAACUUUUGCAUGGUGAUCUUGCAGGUGCUGGAACAGCUGUUGGUAAGAUUUUAGGGUUAAUAUCUGUUGCAGUUUGGGGUGUUCCACCAAGCUAA
Molecule: messenger RNA, 738 nt
Organism: Cavenderia fasciculata
Lineage: Eukaryota; Evosea; Eumycetozoa; Acytosteliales; Cavenderiaceae
Exons: 3
Coding region: 1-738 (245 amino acids)
Source: RefSeq, a predicted model, not a curated record